This is a messenger RNA of Capronia coronata CBS 617.96, 1944 nucleotides long. RefSeq lists its product as uncharacterized. The record is from RefSeq and is a predicted model, not a curated record. Lineage: Eukaryota; Fungi; Ascomycota; Eurotiomycetes; Chaetothyriales; Herpotrichiellaceae. Gene Ontology annotation, biological process: regulation of DNA-templated transcription; DNA-templated transcription. Gene Ontology annotation, cellular component: nucleus. The coding region runs from base 1 to 1944 and encodes 647 amino acids. The transcript has 3 exons. Gene Ontology annotation, molecular function: transcription cis-regulatory region binding; DNA-binding transcription factor activity, RNA polymerase II-specific; zinc ion binding.
AUGCCAUCGAGUCAACGCAGGGCCGCCCAGUCCAGACUAGGCAGAGCAUGUACUGAGUGUCGCCAGGUCAAGUUACGAUGCGACUCGACGGUUAAAUUCCCUGCUCCUUGUUCAAGAUGCCAGGCGACAGGUCGGGCGUGCACCUUUGACCCCUCCUUCAAAAGGACUCCGACCAGAGGCAAACUCGAGCGCAUCACCAAGGAAUUGGAUGAGCUCCAACGUGUCCUCAAGAAGUCCUCCCAAUCUCAGAGCAUUGCUGCCCCGAGUACCACCGACAGCGACGGAAAUCAAGCCGCCAGUGCCCGCACGGGAGGAGAACAUGCUCUCCUAGAACACGACUCACAUCAAGCCUCCUCGGUCGACGACGAUGCCGUGGCAGAGCACUUCUUUGGACUUCAGGACCCUACGGUACUAUCAUCGUGUCCUUCUUUCCAGCUUGGACCGGUCCAAGUAUCGGCGGCCAGUGUUCAAAGACUCUUUACUCUCUUCUCGCGACAUCAUUACCGGCAUCUCCCCAUCCUCGACACCCGCAAGACCUACGUGGAGCUCUAUUCCCGCAUACCGUUUCUGUUCUGGACAAUUAUCGUAGUGACAUGUCGUUAUCAUCCCAUCGAUGCCCAUUUACACGACUCUCUGGUCCAACCAUACCAUCAAUUCCUGGGUAAAGUCCUCUGCAAAGCUCCGUUAUCCCUCCAUGCCAUCCAAGCACUUUUGUUGCUGUGUCUCUGGCCAUUCCCAGUUAUGACACAGCUUUAUGACCCGAGCCUCGGUUAUUCGGCCAUGGCGGUCUCAGCUGCAAAGGACCUGAGGCUUUACAAAUCAUCCCUGUCGCCACACUCGAACGCGGCUUCAGAAGAAGAACAAAUCCGAAUGAAAACCUGGCUAGCAUGCUUCCAAGUCAACACGAGUCUCAGUACAUUCAGAGGGAUUUCAUCUCUUCUGCACAGCCCCAGUGAACUCGCCGACAUCGGCAGAGCUCUCGCAACAGGCAGCCUUCCGACCGAGUUUGCAGCCCAAGUCGAGAUCCAGCGGCAAAUCUCGAGCCACAUCAACAUCUUGCCGAUAGAUCAAAGCGUCUCUGCAAAUCUCUCCGCCGUCCAAACGUUUGAGGAGGAUCUCGGUAGUCUCGAAAGGCAGUUCCACCCGCUCAACAAUCCCGAGAUCAAUUUUAUGGUUUUGCGAGCCAAGCUCAAUCUCUACACUCAGACACUGGUCUCUCUGCACCGACGCCGUCGCGAGGAAGCUUCCUCACGAGCCACCACCGGCUCUACCUUCAACCAGAACCAAUACUACCCCGCGGAGAUUCUGCAGGUCAAGAUCUUCGAGACGGCUGGCCGAAUGAUCGCUUUAUUCCACGACAUCCUGGACAAAACCCCUCCACUCACCAACGUCCAGGCCACGACACGUCCCAGGAGUUGCUAUCCCAAAUACUACCUGCAUGGAUUGAUUUUCGCCUCGUUUACCCUCGUCCGGCUGUUCGCUUUCGGGACGCACGAGCUGCAUCAUCUGUUCGAACACACGCUAAAGCGGGCCUACGAAGCGUUCAUGCGAGAUUCUCGCCAUCCCCUGGACGAACCGGCCCGGGCGGCCCAGCUCGUCGAGGUGGUCAGCAGGAUGACCACCGACGUAGAGAUGACGGUGGAAGAUCGUGCGGGAGCGUCGGUCGUGUACGAUGCCAUCAGAAGAGCGGGCGAGCUGCGAGCUCGUCGGUCACUCGUCGAAGAGCCCAUCCCUGAAGUCCACUUUGACUCCCAGGAUGGUCCUACCCAGCGGCCAGACUCACCCAAUCCGCCUUUGUCUACUCCGAACGCACAAGUGCCGCUGGACCAAGCAGAUUCGCAGUAUUAUUGGAUGACGGCAGGGCUGGAUCCGUCUAGCAAUAUAUGGGGGUUCGGAGAGAUUGAAGAUUUCGACGCUCUAAUGCCAUUUUCACCGCAAGGCUGA